Messenger RNA from Gracilinanus agilis (Agile Gracile Mouse Opossum), 1951 nucleotides. RefSeq names its product paraspeckle component 1 (gene PSPC1). The transcript is spliced from 9 exons. The record is from RefSeq and is a predicted model, not a curated record. Gene Ontology annotation, biological process: regulation of DNA-templated transcription. Gene Ontology annotation, molecular function: RNA binding. Gene Ontology annotation, cellular component: nucleus. Bases 70 to 1638 code for a protein of 522 amino acids. Lineage: Eukaryota; Metazoa; Chordata; Mammalia; Didelphimorphia; Didelphidae.
CAGCUUCCUUUCUCAUCCUACGGACAUUUUUCCCCCCCCUUAACUUACAGCGAAUUUAGGGGAGCGAUCAUGUUGCGAGGAAAUCUGAAGCAAGUGCGGAUUGAGAAAAAUCCGGCCCGCUUGAGGGCCUUGGAGUCGGCGGCAGGGGAAAGCGAGACGGCCGCUGCGGCUGCCAUGGCGCUCGCUCUGGCCGGGGAGCAGGCUCCGCCCCCCUCGGCACCUCAGGAGGACCACCAGGAGGAAGAGAUGGGCUUUACCAUCGACAUUAAGAGCUUUCUGAAGCCUGGAGAGAAAACCUACACACAGCGUUGCCGCCUUUUUGUGGGAAACCUCCCCACGGACAUCACUGAAGAGGACUUCAAGCGGCUUUUCGAGCGUUACGGGGAGCCUAGCGAGGUCUUCAUUAACCGGGACCGCGGCUUUGGCUUCAUACGUCUGGAGUCUAGAACUCUGGCUGAAAUUGCAAAAGCAGAACUGGAUGGCACUAUUUUGAAAAGCAGACCUCUUCGAAUUAGAUUUGCUACUCAUGGAGCUGCCUUAACUGUCAAGAACCUUUCACCUGUGGUUUCUAAUGAGCUUCUAGAGCAAGCAUUUUCUCAGUUUGGUCCUGUGGAGAAAGCUGUUGUAGUAGUGGAUGAUCGUGGACGAGCUACAGGAAAGGGUUUUGUAGAAUUUGCUGCAAAACCUCCAGCACGAAAGGCCCUGGAAAGAUGUGGUGAUGGAGCAUUCUUGCUAACCACAACUCCUCGGCCAGUCAUUGUGGAGCCCAUGGAACAAUUUGAUGAUGAGGAUGGACUACCAGAGAAACUAAUGCAAAAGACUCAACAGUAUCAUAAGGAAAGAGAACAGCCUCCCCGUUUUGCUCAACCUGGGACAUUUGAAUUUGAGUAUGCAUCACGUUGGAAGGCACUGGAUGAAAUGGAAAAGCAACAGCGGGAGCAAGUUGACAGAAACAUUAGAGAAGCCAAAGAGAAACUAGAAGCAGAAAUGGAAGCAGCUAGACAUGAACAUCAGUUAAUGCUGAUGAGGCAAGAUCUUAUGCGGCGCCAGGAAGAACUGAGACGCUUGGAAGAACUUCGAAAUCAAGAACUUCAGAAACGCAAGCAAAUACAGCUGAGACAUGAAGAAGAACAUCGUCGUCGUGAAGAAGAGAUGAUACGUCAUAGGGAACAAGAAGAACUUCGAAGACAGCAAGAAGGAUUUAAACCAAACUACUUGGAAAAUAGAGAACAGGAAAUGAGAAUGGGUGAUUUGGGUCCCCGUGGAGCAAUAAACAUGGGAGAUGCGUUUAGCCCAGCACCUGCUGGUAACCAAGGUCCUCCUCCAAUGAUGGGUAUGAAUAUGAACAACAGAGGAACUAUACCUGGCCCACCUCUGGGUCCUGGUCCUGCCUUGGGACCAGAAGGAGCUGCAAAUAUGGGAACUCCAAUGAUGCCAGAUAAUGGAGCAGUGCAUAAUGACAGAUUUUCCCAAGGACCACCAUCUCAGAUGGGUUCCCCUAUGGGCAGUAGAACAGGUACUGAAACCCCUCAGACCCCAAUGAGUGGUGUAGGUCCUGUGAGUGGUGGUCCUGGUGGCUUUGGUAGAGGAAGCCAAGGGGGAAACUUUGAAGGACCUAACAAACGUCGCAGAUACUAAAGAAUCUUUCAUUCCUUGCAAUUUAGAGAGAAGAAAAUUCAAUGGUAUGCCUUUAUAAUUUUACCUGUUUUCUGAAAGAUGGUUUUAUUGUUAAUGUAGUCUUUUCAAAGUUUCUUUUGUAAAAUCUGAAGUUUUUGUAUUUUUUUUCUUUAGUCGUACAUAAGCUUUGUAGUCUAGAGUGGAAAUGAUGAUGCUCAUCAUUGUGAAAGUCAAAUGUGUUUGUGACUUUAGCAGAAUAUAAACAUGCGAUCGUACUGUAAAACUUGUGCAGAUACUUGAUCUCAAUAAAGAAAUCACUUUGAAUAAUUUGAAA